GGCGGUGGAGCGCGCGCGGCGGUGGCGUCAGUCCGGGUGCGACCUCCGGCCCGUCCGGCCCUCGCCCGGCGUUCCCCCGUGUCACCGUCAUGGCGGCCUCGCUUCUGCGGGGGCAAGGACGGUCCGGGGCGCUGAAGACUAUGCUCCUAGAAGCACGAGUGUUUCGAGGACUUGCUUCCACGGUUUCUCUUUCUGCAGAAUCAGGGAAGAGUGAAAAGGGACUGCCACCGAAUUCCAAGAGGCAAAGUCCACCAAAAAAUGUAGUGGAACCAAAGGAGAGGGGCAAGCUACUAGCCACCCCAACAGCAGCUGAAUUGUCCAAAAACUUGUCUUCACCCAGUUCUUACCCAUCAGUUGUGAAUCAGGGCGGGAUGGUAGCUAGCCCUCGCCCCAGUCCCGAUGAUAGCAUGCUAUUCACAGAUGAAGGGGUUCCAGAGUUUUUGUCAAGAAAGACUUUGGUAGAGUUUCCUCAGAAAGUUCUGCCUCCAUUCAGAAAACAGGGUUCGGAUUCAGAAGCUCUUCAGGAGAACAGGGGAGGGACAGACGAUUCAUCAUCCUGUUCAUCUAGCUCCUCCGACUCAGAGUCUGAUGAGGAGGGUGGCGCCUCCAAGGUUGAUCCUCAGAUGAUGAGCAAGGGCAAAGGAGGGCUUCCCAAACCGCAGGCCUCCCGUUCCCUUGAAAACAGAGCCUCCAAAAUUGCAACCUCAGCCAAAGAGAAGACCCAGUCACGGCAGGGACAGCCAGACCUCAGCCCUCCAGAGAGACCCCGCCAGGCAAAGAAGAAAGGGCCCACUGUGAAGCCAUUAGAGGACAGAAAAGACACUAAACCAAAAACCAGAACACCCAAGUUACAAGCAGAUAAAGAGUUUAUGAAGCAAAAUGUCAAGGAAAAACAAAUGGAGAAAAUAUUUAGAUCAAGUGAAAAAGAUAAAGGAAGUCAAAUGCCACUUAAAGUUAAACAAGUCUUACCUGACCAUACAAAAUCCGUAUCGUCUACACAGCUGGCUGGCAGCCCGGCGCCCGUGCAGCUGUCUGAAGGAACCAAAGAAAUUAGAGCGGCAGGACAGCUGCACUCACCUCCUGCGACCAGAGAAAGGCAUUUGGAAAAACAGGUAUUGGAACAUGGUGGAGAGGUGGCAUUUCCCCCCGUUGACAAGGAAAGUUCCGGAAAGCUGGUAACAGGAGGAAUCCUGAAGGCUAAAGAGAUUUUGGAAGACCAGGUACCAGGACGACCUCUGAAGCCAGGUCCUGUUCCAAAGGAAGGCGUUUUCGAGGAGAAGACCACAGGGCUGGAGCUUGAGGGAAAAGACGAGAUGGCUGUAGAGUCGGCGCCUCGCCUGGAAGAGCCGGAUGACACACAGGAGCCUGCUCAAGCCGCUGGCCUUGCCGAGCCAUUCGAUAACACCACGUACAGGAACCUCCAGCACCAUGACUACACCCCGUACACCUUCUUAGACCUCAACCUGGACCUGUCCAAGUUCAGGAUGCCUCAGCCCUCUUCAGGACGGGAGUCACCUCGCCACUGAGCGCUCCCUUGAGAGAGUAAACCUUCCAGUGUCUGGGCAGCAGAAAUAAAAUCCGCUCCAGUCAUGAGGCCUGACGUGUAUAAUCGGUGUCCCUUUUACCGUGAAUAGUGAAUUAACAACACUAAUCUGUUUAUUCAGCAUGCAUUUAGAAACAUCUGUACACAAGGAUUUUUCUCCCAUGAUCCAUAACUUCGGAGAAUUGUAGGCAGUUUCCAUCACUGUGAUCCCACUGUGUUGUGUCCCUGGCCAGUUUAACGUUAAUCUGCUUCACCAGCUAGGUGUUGAGAAAUGUAAUGAUAACUUCUAAUUUGGUAGGCCUAGUUCUUGAUAAAGCAAAAUUAGGAGUUUUACUAAUUUUAACUACUGUACUGCAAAGGAAUUAGAACAUUAAAUAUAGCACUUUAUUGUUAGAGAAGGAACAGAGUCCUUCUGUUCACCUGAAUUAAGUUUGAGAUGUAAACUCAGGGAAGUUUUCAGCGGUGGGAUUAGGGAGGUGAAAGUUUCGUAGGGUCCAGUAGAGCAGCUCUGCCCCCAGAUGGCCACCGCAGACUCUGAGCUAUUGUGGCUACACAGGGAUUCUGGGUUGGCUGAGUGACCUUCCGACGCUCAUGGUAACGUCACUCACAUGCCUGGGGGUGUAAGUGGUGUGAACAGGCUCAGGUGUGCGUCGGGCGGUGUGUCUGCACUCGCACCCUGUGGGGACGAAAUAAACCAUCUGGGAGAAAGUUA
Molecule: messenger RNA, 2255 nt
Organism: Callorhinus ursinus (northern fur seal)
Lineage: Eukaryota; Metazoa; Chordata; Mammalia; Carnivora; Otariidae
Gene: NDUFV3
Product: NADH:ubiquinone oxidoreductase subunit V3
Biological process (GO): mitochondrial ATP synthesis coupled electron transport
Cellular component (GO): mitochondrion; respiratory chain complex I
Source: RefSeq, a predicted model, not a curated record